CUGAAACAGACUCAUGCAGUGAAAACAGGAGGGAGGUAACUUUUGGUUUCCCCAAAUACUGCGGAAGAUAUAGUUUAGGCAUCACAUUGCAGCAAGCUGUGUGUUUAGCGGGCUGAGGAAGCAGACUUUAAAAGUUUAAUUUCACUUCCAGGGAGUCUCCUGUCACCACCUCACUCUCUCACGAGCAAACAUACAGCAGCAGACUACAUCAACCCACUCCACCUGGACUCAUCUCCUAACUGAGAGCUUCAUUGCAUCUAUCAGAGGUCUGUUUUUCUGUCAACAAAGUUCCUAUCAGGAUGGCAAGCUCAAAAUCACGAAACAUUGUGAUUGCCUGCCUGGCCUUGUGGUCAAUCAUCUCCCUUAUCAUUAUUGUGGUAUGGACCACCUCGUCCGAUAUGAAAUUAGCCACCGAAUGUCGCACAGAGAUGCGUGCCCUCACGGAGAGUCAUGAAGAGGAAAAGAUCAUGUGGACCAAAGACCGAAAAGCCCUUGAUGAGCUGGUAAGACAGGGAUGGGGGAAUCAGACUUUCCUACAAAAUCAUAUCGACCAGUACAAGGAGCAGUUGCGAUUUCUCAAUAAGUCUCUUGUGUCCAGCCUCCAGGAAAACGCUUUUUUGAAUAGUAACAUCACCUUUCUGGAGAGCAAGAUUGAAGAAUACAGAAUCAUUGAGGGGAACCUCACUGCUGAAGUCAGCCUGCAGAAAGACCAGAUUGAAGCCCUAGAACAUAAUUUGACGCUGAAGGCCCACGAGUUGGUGUCGUGUGAGGCUUUACAAAUUGCUGUCCAACAGCUCCAAACGGUUGCAGAGAAGCAGACACAGGCCUGUGAGACCAGCAAGCAGAAUUUACAGAAACUACUCACAAAUUGCAAAAACUUGGACCAAAAUAAACAUGAGGCCGUUGAAUACCAUCUUAAUCUCAAUGACAACAAUGCAGCCCAAGGAACCACCACAAGGAGUAUUACACUUGUUGCGAUUCUUUGCCUCAGUCUGCUUUUCGUACAAUAGACAGGAAGACUUCAUGAUGGAGUAUUUGGGUACAUGUUUCAAUGUAACAAUGUCGGAGAUCACUACUGAGACAUACUUGUAACCCUGGACUUGAAGCACAUUCUAGUCUACAUUUUGAACAAAGAGCAGUGAUGUAAAAUGUAUUUUCAGUAUCAUUUAUGACAGUCAUUUCACUGCUGUUUUUACUGACGUCUAAACACGAUAUGCUGCCUGAUAGAAAACAUGAAAAAAAAAUGAUUUACCUAAUUCAACAAACAUAUGCUGUACUUCAUUGGUUUUCAUUUUUUUUUUUAUUUGGUUAAAAUAUAAAUAUGCAUAAAAUAUAUGAAUUUUAUUAUCUAGAUGUUUCUAGAUAUAAAAUUAUAUUUAUUUUAUUUUGGUAUUACAAGAAUACUGUGCCAACAAGAUGGUAAGAGCUAUUCAGAAAUUUGAUCGCACUGUUUUACCACUGUCUAUCUAUGAAAAUAAUCAUAAGUACCCUUUGAAAGGUGUUUUUGAAUAAAGUUACAAUGUUGACA
Xyrauchen texanus (razorback sucker) is the source of this 1528-nucleotide messenger RNA. RefSeq names its product protein Spindly-like. NCBI's taxonomy places the organism in Eukaryota, Metazoa, Chordata, Actinopteri, Cypriniformes, Catostomidae. The coding region runs from base 300 to 1010 and encodes 236 amino acids. The transcript is spliced from 5 exons. The record is from RefSeq and is a predicted model, not a curated record.